Molecule: messenger RNA, 687 nt
Organism: Amaranthus tricolor (Joseph's coat)
Lineage: Eukaryota; Viridiplantae; Streptophyta; Magnoliopsida; Caryophyllales; Amaranthaceae
Product: protein NONRESPONDING TO OXYLIPINS 2, mitochondrial
Exons: 3
Coding region: 144-416 (90 amino acids)
Source: RefSeq, a predicted model, not a curated record
UCUGAUUCGAGCAAAGUUCGUCGUCGUGAUAAAAAACUCGUGGAGUUUUCAUCUAAGCAAAAACCCUUGUGUUGUCAUCUAAGCAUAAACCCUAAUUUGAGUUUCAUUUUUUAAAAGUUCCAACCUUUCAUUCUUCUGCAACAAUGGCUUCCCGUUAUAGAUCUUUCUCAAGACCAGCCAUUAACAUUCUCAAAUCCACAUUUGCCCAAAAAUCAACUUCAAAUUCGAUCCCCUCUUUUCGUUCUUCCUCCUCUUCACCCAAAUUUCCCAGGGUAUUUCGACAGAUGGGCGCAAUUCAUUCUCUUUUGCCUCUUCACUCAGCAGUAUCUUCAGCUCGUCUGACAUCUUGUCUUGGCAUUGAUCCGAUCAGUUCAAGAUCUUUGUCUCAGGAGCUCGGUCUCAGUGUUCCUCGAUAAGUAGGGAUUGGAUGGGAUUUCGAGCAGACUCGAACAAGUUGCAGAAUGGCACACUCGUUUUUUCAUUCCCACUGUGAAGAUGUUCUUAAGAAAUUCUGUAUGACUUGCCUCCAUGCUUUUAUGUUAUCAUUUUUCAUAUUUUCUAGACAAGUUUUGUUUUAUGUUAAAAUAACAAUGUUUAGUGAUUAUAAGACAUUAAUUUUUAUCAGAUUAAACCCUUUUUGACUCUGGAAUUUUUAUUAAAGCAACUUGGAAGAAUUGCUUUCUGUUA